AUGGCUUUCCAGUUCUCGAACAGCAUUCCUGUCACCAGCCAAGUACGACAACCCAAGAGUUCAGAGUCCAUCCAGUCCUUUGCGCAGAGACAGCGAGUCCUGCGCCAGCCUCCUAGUGCAGAGUCGGUACAGGCUUUCGCAGCCCGGAAAGCUCUUGAUGCAUAUAAGCGCGAUGUUGGCAAUGUCCCGACUUUGUACAACAUCGAGACAAAGGAGCCGCUCCCACUGGCACGCGCGAAGGGCUGCUGGUCGGAGACAUCAACGGAGGUCGAUUCGCAGUCUCCGCAUUCGUCUUUUCAUCGUUCAUGGAACCUACCAUUGUGGUGGACGGCGGCAUUGACAGUGAUCCCAGUGCUGGCUUUUACAGCAACAUUCAUCGCGUUAAUCGCUGCACACCGCAUCACUACUGAUUCAGACAGCCCCUUCAGCAAUGAGCAACAUUCGAGCACCGGUCGAUCGAACAUACUGGUACAAUUCUCCUCGACCCGACUUGUUUUCAUCGCAGGCUUUGGCAGCACCGUUGCCCCGAUGAUUCUCGGGAGCUUGAUGACUCUAUGGCACUAUCCGACAUCACUCAAGUUGUUCGAGUCGUCCUCGGAAGGCGACACAAACCGCCUGCCAACCCCGCAACAGCUCAGCAUGCUCAUCGGCCUUUCCGCAGGUUCACUCGAAGCGCUCCGCAAGUAUGUCUUGUAUCGAUGCCGACGAUUUCGUGCUAAGAAAGCCACCAUCCUCACUUCUUCCGCAGCUAUUCUCCUAGCUAGCGCGAUACUGGCAGGACUCGUCCUCCUGGCGGAUGUGGGAAUACACAACUUCACGUCGACCGUUCCCAUCAGCCUGUCCAUCGUGGAGCAUGAAAAUAUCGGCAGUAAUGGGCGAGGCCUUGCACCACACUGCAUCGGCUUCGAUCGAGGGAACGCCAUAGCGUUUGAUUCAGGCGAGAUUAUUGCUAUGGGGGCGAAUCGAUCCAAGAUUAACAGUGCCUGGCAAGCUCAAGAUCCAGAGAACCCAGCCCAGGACCUGAUCCUGUUGACGCCACAGCCGAGCUUGCUCGACUCGGACCAAGACUUCGUGGCGUCAACCGUCGCGGUGUCGACACAGUGCUUUCCAUCAACACAGCAAUGCAAUGUCCGGGUUCACGAAGGUGAUAGCCAGAACGACACAUACAUCUUGUUUAACUGCACCGAAAACUUCAGAGGAGUACUCGGCGCACCCGAGACUCUUGCUGCAGACACCGUGACCUGGACUCGAACCGACUCAACUACGCCAGAUUUCAACUUUAAGCUUGACCGCAACUUUCAGCGUACCUGGCGAAGCAGCCGACUCGUCGGGCGCAUCUCCCUGCCCGACGACAAGCUCCUCACGACCUACUACCUCGCCAUCGCCGGCCUCGUCCCUGUCCAGAAUAACGCCGAGGGCCAAGCCCUCCUUGCCGACUCUCCAUCCGCGCUCGCGCUACCUGGAAGCCCACUCAUCGCCUACACCCUCAACUGCAGCGUCACCGCCCACGACGUCAACUACACAUGGUCCAAUAACGCGAUCCACUCCCUAACGUCCCACCCCACGACCAACGGCAGCAUCCUCGAGCUCGCCCAUAGCAUGCAAGCCAUGGGCAUGCCCUCCCUCAGCCAAGCCCAGUCCCUCGCCUCCCUCACAGACUCCAUGACCUCCUUCGCACGCUCCUACGCAAACCUUCACUCCCAGGACACCAUCGCCCUCAUCGCCUCCGUCAUGACGCCCCGCACCAACAUAGACCAAGCCCGCCGCUCGUCGAUCCUCGUCGCCUCCGUGCCACUGUGGGCGUUCAUGGCUCUAGUCGCUGCGAACUCGCUGUUUGUGCUCUUCGCGUUAGUACUCGCGGUGCGUGCGCUAUACCUGUCCUCGCCGGAGACGAGGGACAUGGUGGCGAAGUUGAGCGUUGAGGGACUAGCGGCCGCGGCGUUUGAGGAUCGAGGUGGGAAGCAGGACCCGGGCGGGAUUGUGGCGGAUCCGGAUGAGAUGUUUGAGGAGAGCCGGAUUGGGGUUGCGAGUCGGAGGAUAGCGUUGCGGCGGGCGGUCGGUGGGACGGUGGCGUUGAGGAUCGAGCAGCCGCAUUUGUGA
Molecule: messenger RNA, 2100 nt
Organism: Cyphellophora attinorum
Lineage: Eukaryota; Fungi; Ascomycota; Eurotiomycetes; Chaetothyriales; Cyphellophoraceae
Exons: 3
Coding region: 1-2100 (699 amino acids)
Source: RefSeq, a predicted model, not a curated record